UCUCACUGAGAAUUUCAAGAACUGAAGCGCGAAGCGCCCCUCAACGCCAAAUUUUGCGGGUUACAAGAUAUCAUCUUGUCGCUUUGCCAGCCUAAUUGUCCCCUUUCAGCCGUCAAGAUGAAGUAUGUUCUGGUCUCCGGAGGUGUUGUCAGCGGGGUUGGCAAGGGCAUCAUUGCCUCGUCAGCUGGGCUGCUGCUCAAGACGAUCGGCCUGAAGGUUACGGCGAUCAAGAUUGACCCGUACAUCAAUGUCGAUGCAGGCACGAUGAACCCGAAGGAGCACGGAGAGUGCUUCGUACUGAAGGAUGGCGGCGAGACGGACCUGGACCUGGGUAAUUAUGAACGUUACCUCGGUCUCAACCUGACAAGAGACAACAACAUCACCACGGGCAAGAUCUACAAGCACGUCAUUGAGAAGGAGCGAAGAGGCGACUACUUGGGCCGGACUGUCCAGGUCGUCCCCCACGUCACCAAUGCCAUCAUCGAGCACAUCGAGCGUGUGUCCCGGAUUCCUGUCGACGACUCGGGCUCGGAGCCUGACGUGUGCAUCGUCGAGCUGGGUGGCACCGUCGGCGACAUUGAAAGCAUGCCCUUUGUCGAGGCCCUGACCCAGCUCCGCCACAAGGCUGGCAAGGGCAACUUCAUCAACAUCCACGUUUCGUACAUCCCCAUCGUGAACGGCGAGCAGAAGACGAAGCCGACUCAGCACGCGGUCAAGAGCGUCCGCAGUGCUGGCCUCAUCCCAGACUUGGUUGCCUGCCGCUGCGAGCGCCCACUGGAAAAAGUCACCAUCGCCAAAAUCGCCCAGAGCUGUCAGGUUGAGGUCGAGCAGGUGGUUGCUGUUCGCGACAUGCCUACCAUCUACCAGGUGCCAAUUCUGUUGGAGCAUCAGGGUCUCCUCGAGCUUCUGCGCCAGCAGCUCGUCCUCGACAAGGUAGUCCUGACUCCUGCGUUGGUCGCCAAGGGCAAGACCAUCUGGAAGAAGUGGAACGAGAUUAUCCCCCAGGAGCAUGCCGAUAAGAUCAACAUUGCGCUAGUGGGCAAAUACGUGGAAUUGCCGGAUGCCUACCUGUCCGUCGUCAAGUCGCUGGAGCACUCAGCCAUGCGAUGCGGUCGGAAGCUGAACCUUAUCUGGGUCGACUCCGAGGAGCUCGAGGACAAGACGCAAAAGAGCGAUCCUGUUGCCUUCUACAAGGCGUGGCAUGAGGUCUCGACGGCGGCGGGUAUCCUCGUCCCCGGCGGCUUCGGCCUCCGCGGCACCGAGGGCAUGAUCAAGGCCGCCCAGUGGGCUCGUGAGCGCAAGACGCCCUAUCUGGGCAUCUGCCUUGGCAUGCAGAUCGCUGUCAUCGAGUACGCGCGACACGUCUGCCACAAGGCCAACGCCACCUCGGAGGAGUUUGACGCACAGGCCGAGAACCGUGCCAUCAUCUUCAUGCCUGAGGGCUCCAAGGACACCAUGGGCGGUACCAUGCGCCUUGGCUCCCGCGAGACGCAUUUCCAGGCCGGCAGCGAGUUCAGUAAGCUUCGCGCCCUGUACGGCGAGGCCCUGGUCAUCGAGGAGCGCCAUCGCCACCGCUACGAGGUCAACCCGGACAUGGUCGAGGAGCUGGAAAAGGCCGGCCUCAACUUUGUCGGCAAGGACGACUCGGGCCGCCGCAUGGAGAUCCUCGAGCUCAAGGACCACCCGUGGUUCGUCGGCGUCCAGUACCACCCCGAGUAUCUGAGCCGCGUGCUGGACCCUUCGCGCCCGUACCUCGGCUUCGUGGCCGCGUCGGCCGGCUGCCUCGACCGUAUCACCAAGGACGCUCUGAAGGAGAAGACGCUGGUCGUCAACGGCGCUCUGGAUGACUCCAAGUUCUGAGGGAUGGCAAAUCGAGGCGCGCACCGCCUGGAUGCUGCAACUUGGACAUAUAUAUAUGGGUGGCGAGCAUGCUAAUCGGGGAAAGGGGGAAGGCAAAGUUUCGAAACCCGCGGGGAGCGGAGGCUGAUGUUUCUUAUUCGGGUCGGGGUCGGCUUGGGGACAUCAUCACCACAUAUGGACGGCGGGACAAUCACGUAGAAUUGGGGAAGGCUCCUCAUCGGCACGCAACACACACACACACAAAGGGGAGAGCCCGGGGCUGGGCAGGCUGAUUUACGACUUACAUCAUCUCUUGUCAUAUUUAGACCAUACAUUGCUAGAGGCGUUUUGUGCGCGCGCGGCGUCGGCGUGCCCGCGACAUGAUUAACCGGGAACCCUUGGAACUCAAAUAGGAUACAAUUCAUAAAAGCUCACGGCGCUGCCGUCAUGCUCU
Molecule: messenger RNA, 2293 nt
Organism: Purpureocillium takamizusanense
Lineage: Eukaryota; Fungi; Ascomycota; Sordariomycetes; Hypocreales; Ophiocordycipitaceae
Gene: URA7
Product: CTP synthase (glutamine hydrolyzing)
Exons: 6
Coding region: 118-1860 (580 amino acids)
Biological process (GO): pyrimidine nucleobase biosynthetic process; CTP biosynthetic process
Cellular component (GO): cytoplasm; cytoophidium
Molecular function (GO): identical protein binding; CTP synthase activity
Source: RefSeq, a predicted model, not a curated record